Messenger RNA from Helianthus annuus (common sunflower), 393 nucleotides. RefSeq names its product DNA-binding protein HEXBP-like. NCBI's taxonomy places the organism in Eukaryota, Viridiplantae, Streptophyta, Magnoliopsida, Asterales, Asteraceae. The coding region runs from base 1 to 393 and encodes 130 amino acids. The record is from RefSeq and is a predicted model, not a curated record. The transcript has a single exon. Gene Ontology annotation, molecular function: nucleic acid binding; zinc ion binding.
AUGACGCCAUACAUGACGAUGGAUUAUCACAUCAGUUUGACCAUUCGAAUAAUUCAGCACACUGAGCAUAGGAUUGGAGACUCUGGGAAGCGAAAGUUAGAGAAUUCAAGGAAGAAUUCCGAUAAGAAGGACAAGAAGAAAUGCAAUUCUAGUAAAGUGGCUGCAGUCAACGCCAAUGGUUCAGGAAAGAAAGUAGUCAGGAAGGACAAAGAUGGUUCGAUGAAUAAAACUCAAGUGGUUGAGCAAAAGAAAUGUAGUAGAUGUGGUCGAUCCGGGCAUGUGGUCCGCGAGUGCUAUGCCAAAAGCACAUCGUAUGGAGUCAGGCUCGAGGGAUGCUUUAAAUGUGGGGAGCCAGGACAUAUCAAGCGGGAUUGUCCUGAGUUGAAGGGUUAG